AUGGCCGUUCCAACCGACGCCGCAAUCAUGGCUGGCAUGGUCAACUUCUGUGUGGACAGUCUCAGGAAUGAAGAUGGGUCACAUCGGCGACCUGUAGAAGUCAUUACACAACGAACAAGGGAUGAAGGCGCUCAGAUCACCAGACCCUUCGCUCUCGAGCUACACGCACUCAUCAUAACAGGCAAAGRGCUCGAAGACAGGAGAAACGAGGCUGAUGAGACCCGGAUCCAUGAAUGGGUCCUGACAGGUCAAUUCUGGGACUCGCUGACACCCGAAAUGCGACAAAUACAGACCCAGAAAAAUUUGUCCAAUAUCGACCGCUAUAGGCAGGCCUGCAGAGAUCUCAGAGAUCACCACACCCUCAUGAUCGACAGAUGUCGCACCCAUAUUGCGCAAAACUACAUGCGGGUCCGCUCGGAAUACGCCCAGGUGCAUGAGUUGGGCCAGUUCGUAGAAUGUGUACACCGACGAAGACAAUGGGAAAACACACGCAUUGCGGAGGUGGUACCUGAUAAAACAAUGUGUCUAGCCCCGACCCAGGUGGCUCGAGCAGGAAAUAAGAUCAAGGCCAAAUAUGAUAUUCCAAAUGGAAUGAUGAAGGUAUGGUUUAGGCAAGUACUUCCCCCGGCAUCAGCGGUGACCCAGCGAGCGUGGGCAAACGAACAGCAGGCGCUGGCAAAAUUGCCGCAGGAACCGGGGGGAACUUGGCAUGGUGACCAUCUGGGAGCAGGUGGCAUGGGUAGCGCAGUGCUUUUCACGAAAAGGUCCGCGAACGGCACGGUGGUUCAACGGAUUGUGAUGAAGGACUCGUACGAAGAUGACAACCCGAACAGCUUUCGAUCGGCCUCUCAUUGGCACGGUGAUGUCAUGGCAGAUGAUUGGCAAACCCAGUGUGUACCGCUGGAGUAUCAUACUCAGAAGCUUGUCAGUGAGGGAUCGAAGAGAAACGUCGUCCGGGUAGUUGGACGACCCCAUGUCGACUUCAUAUAUGGUAGAUUCCGAAUCAUGAUGGAAUAUUCGCCCGAAGGAGAUCUCGAAACAGCCAUCAAGGUACACCAAAAAGAGAAAGAGCCGAUUCCCGAGGGAUUCAUAUGGCUUUGUAUGCAGGGCUUCGCCAAUGCUUCCCUGGCAAUGAAGCAGGGAAGUGAGACUGCUGCAUUGAGUCCGUGGUCUGAAAUCGUGCAUCUGGACUGGARGCCCGAGAACAUAUUCUUGGGAGCAGCCUCCGAGACGGAAUUUACGCACUGGCCCACUCCACAAGUGGGCGACUUUGGUCUGGCUGUUGUGACGUCGAGCGAUGAUCCCACCAAUCCUUGGUGUCAGGUUGGAGGGGGAACAUCCGGGUAUUUUGCGUCAGAACAGAUCCAGUACAUCGAUAGUGAGACGGGCCAGCCUGUAGAUGUUCGCAAGAAAGAUCCUCUCGCCUUGUAA
Ramularia collo-cygni is the source of this 1431-nucleotide messenger RNA. RefSeq lists its product as uncharacterized. The record is from RefSeq and is a predicted model, not a curated record. Lineage: Eukaryota; Fungi; Ascomycota; Dothideomycetes; Mycosphaerellales; Mycosphaerellaceae. The coding region runs from base 1 to 1431 and encodes 476 amino acids. The transcript is spliced from 5 exons. Gene Ontology annotation, biological process: protein phosphorylation. Gene Ontology annotation, molecular function: ATP binding; protein kinase activity.